Messenger RNA from Peronospora farinosa, 708 nucleotides. The record is from the annotation of a GenBank genome assembly. NCBI's taxonomy places the organism in Eukaryota, Oomycota, Peronosporomycetes, Peronosporales, Peronosporaceae.
AUGAAAGUCAAAUUCUCACCCGCUUCGUUCGUCAAGAUGAUCCGGGCUGCACUAAAGGCGUGGCAAUGUGUGGCAAAGUAUACUACCAAACCUCUGCUUAGUCAGGGGGUGGAAGGAGACGUGGCAAUGGCCAAGAACUGUCGACGAUCGUUUAAUGUUCCGGGUAAGAAAGAGCAAAGAAUCAAUAUUGCGCUUGAGGACAAGAUCAAGUUGAUCACUCCGGAAAAAGUGAUCUUUUACACGCUAUCUGCACCUCGAGUUCGAGUGGUGGCACUUGCCAAUUGGGAGGCAGCACCUACGUUCGUUCUCGAUGAACAUUUAAGGAACAGUUUUUUUCAGGAAAAUGCUGACGGAUUGCUACACAAGUGCAAUCCAUUCUUGUCUGGCAAGCGUAGAGCCCACAGUGACGAUGACAUUGUGUCCGAAACACCGACAGUCUCGACCGACUGCUCUGUCAUUCCGGAGAGUGAUGUCGAAAGCCAGAAAUUGAACGAAGAGGUCAAAGAGAAAAAGAUAUCUGUAACACUAGAGACGCAAACGCGUAAAGUGAAGGCUGACCAAGUCUAUCACCAAUGCAAUGAUGUCAACACGGCGAUGAUCCAAAGAAACAAAAACUUCCAUGAUACCAAGCCAAACAAGCACACGUCUCACUGGAUGUGUGUUGGUUAUGGUCGCUAUAUUAAACAAGCCGUGGAGCAAACAACAUAG